AUGGAAGGAACUGGAGGCAGCAGUGCCUCUGCUGCUGCUGUGCAACCUGUGAAUCAACGGUUGCAGGAAUUUUCGAAGCUAUUUCAAUAUUAUUUGGAUAAAUCUACGCCACACUCUAUGUAUAGAUGGAUUGGGACUUUUGUAAUUGCAUCUAUAUACCUUUUGAGGGUUUUUUAUAUUCAAGGAUUUUACAUUGUGUCUUAUGGACUGGGGAUCUAUAUGCUGAAUCUGUUGAUUAGGUUUCUGUCACCUUUGGUUGAUCCUGAGAUGGAGCCUUCUGAUGGACCUUUGCUACCUACUAAAGGGUCUGAUGAGUUCAAACCGUUCAUUCGCCGCCUUCCUGAGUUUAAGUUUUGGUAA
This is a messenger RNA of Vicia faba (fava bean), 360 nucleotides long. The record is from the annotation of a GenBank genome assembly. NCBI's taxonomy places the organism in Eukaryota, Viridiplantae, Streptophyta, Magnoliopsida, Fabales, Fabaceae.